Molecule: messenger RNA, 179 nt
Organism: Dentiscutata erythropus
Lineage: Eukaryota; Fungi; Glomeromycota; Glomeromycetes; Diversisporales; Gigasporaceae
Source: the annotation of a GenBank genome assembly
GUAGGUAGAUAUGAAAAUAAUAGACAACCUAAUGUAAUCGUUCAGGCAGUUUUAAUUGAAAAAGACAUAGUUAAACUUUGGACGGAGAUAAGAUAUUAUGAAAUUUAUGGUGAUUGCAAUGCAAAGAGCACUUCUUAUUCUAUUUCCUCCCAAUCUUUCUGCAAAAUGGAUGCUUUAUU